AUGACGUCACAACGUUUACGUACUGCUUGGAAUAAAACUGAAAUUAAAUAUUAUCCUAUACCUGUGGGCAUUGGUAUUGCUGUAAUUGUAUUUCAAACUUUACACCAUAAAUAUAAAGAACAUGAAGCAAUUAAAAACAAAGAUCAAGCAGUUACAGAUCAAGUAAUUAAACGUACCACUAGUGGUCCCUGGCAGGUUCAUGUCUUAGACACUAUUCCACUUAGAGCAUUAUCUAGAUUAUGGGGAAAAUUUAAUAAUGAUUAUAAUUUACCUGUUUGGAUGAGAGAACCUUUUUAUAAAUUUUAUAGUUGGUUGUUUAAUUGUAAUUUGGAUGAAAUAGAAAAUUCAGAUCUUAAGACCUAUCCAAAUUUAGGAUCAUUUUUUUAUAGAUCAUUAAAACCUGGUUUACGACAAAUAGAUGAAGCCAUUCUAGUAUCACCAGCUGAUGGUAGAAUUCUUAGUUUCGGUUUAGUAAAUGAUGAAAAAGUAGAACAAAUAAAAGGAAAUAGUUAUUCUUUAAGUGCUCUGUUAGGUCAUAAUAAUACAAAUAAUUUUUCUGAAUUAGAAACAGUUAAUGUAACUAAAACAUCAAAUAUUGUUGAUGAAAAAGAAUUUGCAAACAUCAAUGGUAUUACAUAUUCUUUGGAUUCUUUAUUAGGUGAUGAAUCAGAAAUGGUUACAAAACAAGAGAGCUCUAUUGAAAUAGAUAUAACUAAAUUUGAUGAACAUAAAAAAAAAGAACAAGUUAUUUCAAAAGAUGUAACAAAAAUUUCACCUAAUAAUCUUCAUAAAUGGCAUGUAAUUAAAAGUGGAAAUGGUCUUUUCUUUUGUGUUAUUUAUCUUGCACCUGGUGAUUAUCACAGAUUUCAUUCUCCAACAAAUUGGGUUGUUGAAUCAAGGCGUCAUUUUGCGGGUGAAUUAUUCUCUGUAUCUCCAUAUAUGUUAAAACUGUUGCCAGAAUUAUUUGUUUUGAACGAACGGGUUGCAUUACUAGGAAGAUGGAGAUAUGGUUUUUUUGCAAUGAUUCCAGUUGGUGCUACUAAUGUUGGUUCAAUCAAGAUUAAUUUUGAUCCGGUUCUUCGUACGAAUCAGAAAGAAGGUCUUGCUGUUGGAACAUAUACAGAAAUGUCUUAUAAAAAUGCUAGUAAAUUAUUAGGUGGUCAACCAUUAAGUAUUGGUGAAGAAAUUGGUGGAUUUCGUAUGGGUUCUACCAUUGUACUAAUAUUUGAAGCACCAUUGAAUUUUAAAUUUUGUGUCUCACCAGAACAAAAAAUUAAUUUUGGUCGAAAGUUAGGACAAAAUGACAUUUGA
Molecule: messenger RNA, 1311 nt
Organism: Scutellospora calospora
Lineage: Eukaryota; Fungi; Glomeromycota; Glomeromycetes; Diversisporales; Gigasporaceae
Source: the annotation of a GenBank genome assembly